Branchiostoma floridae (Florida lancelet) is the source of this 3654-nucleotide messenger RNA. RefSeq lists its product as uncharacterized. The transcript has 7 exons. Gene Ontology annotation, biological process: regulation of translational fidelity. Gene Ontology annotation, cellular component: cytoplasm; membrane. Lineage: Eukaryota; Metazoa; Chordata; Leptocardii; Amphioxiformes; Branchiostomatidae. The coding region runs from base 295 to 3069 and encodes 924 amino acids. Gene Ontology annotation, molecular function: nucleotidyltransferase activity; tRNA binding; double-stranded RNA binding. The record is from RefSeq and is a predicted model, not a curated record.
UUCCCCUUUCACGUUUCUGAGAAGGCCUCGAAAAAGUGAAACGGCCUCACUUGGCUCCCAGUCAACAGCUGUGUGUUUCUGUAUGCAGGGCAUGUUUGGUUUCAGUCACAAGAUGCUGAAACAUCAAUUAAGUUAGGAAACGAUCAUUGGACUUCCCCGUCGGUUAUGAUUUUGUGUCACGUUGUUUGGCUUCAUAACACAGCCGGACCUAUCUGCGGUAUUGUGUCCUUCAACCAAGACCUACGCCCGACGUGUGUUCGACGUCUUGAUAGAUAGGGUGACCUCGUCUUCAAGAUGCCUCCUCGGAACAACGACAAGGUGACAACCCCUCUCGUGGGUCCGCGCGUGCAGGGCAUGUCGGGAGUGGUGCUGGGUAGCCUGGUGUUGGCCGCCCACAACUUCAGUCUGGACCUGACUGUAGCGGCGCCAAACAGCCUCGUCACCGGGACUGUACUGGUCAUCACGGGCCUGCUACAGUUUUCAGCAGGUAUCCGUCUGCUCCGUGGGCGUUAUCACACCCUGACCACCCUGUACCUGUCCCUGUCGGUGCUCUGGGGGUCCUUGGGGUCCGCCAAAAUCCUGGAGGGGUUGGACGUCCUAUCCUUGGACAACCGCAAAGACGGCCUUCUCCCUGGUUAUGGGGUCUUUCUGUUCCUCACCCUUUUUCUUGGGAUCGCGGGUAAGAAAGAGAGGAGUAGCAUUGUCAGUUGGAUCUGUUUUCUGCUUAGUUUGUCCAUGGUGAUGGAGAUUGUAGCCUUGUUCUAUCCAGCAGGAAGAUGGGGCACAGCCUGCUACCAGGCACUGCCUGUGCUGCUGGGUCUUUACUACGUCGUUGGUUUGACAGUGUCACACUGCACAGGUAACGGUGUGAGUCUGCCUGGUAUGAGAGAGGAAAGUCAAGAGACAGACGAAGAUGAGGAUGUCGUCAAGAAUGACGUUUUGGCGUUUGCAUACGCUAUGAAUAUGAUUCCUACCUGUAUAUUAGCGCUCCUCUUCAUAGGCGUUACUCGUACCACCAAUCAGGCAGCGCCGUGGAUGGCGCUAGCGGGCCUUGCCCAGCUAUUGGUUUCUGUUCUGUCCUUCAGACGAGAGGACGUGUUCCAUGGAGCAGUGUUUUCCUUGUCUAGCACAUUCUGGCUGGGAAUAACAUAUGGUUUUCUCAGUACGCUUUGGGGGAAGGCGGAAUUGGCGCCUCCUUUCCUAGCUUCCUCCAUUCUCGUUCUCAUCUUCCUUGUAUUCUUCCUUCUGUCCUUCACCCAAACCAUCUCUGAUGUUGUGUACAACUUCUGUUUUGCCCUUUUGGUCCUUUCACUUCCCACUACAGGCUUGAACAGUACCUACUUAGGUAUCGCCAGUAUUUUGCUAUUAUUGAUCUCCAUUUACUGUACCUUUGCUUUGACGUUGAACUCUGCGUUCCGGAGAACCCUUGUUCCCGUCGGGAGGAGCCUUCUACCUGAGGAAUCGUUGCGUGGGCUCUUCUCUCGCUGCCAAUGUGCUAGACGUCGACAGGGCUAUGAGAGCCUGCCAUCCGGAUCAACCAGUGCUGGUCUUUCUGGUUCUGAUACUAUUCUCGGCUACUCCAAGUACGCCAGCGCUGACACGCUGGGGUUCCUGUCCAAUGCCGUGACAGCUCUGGCUGUGGCGCUGUUGUCUACCGGGGACAAGUCUCUGGUCCUCCCCUGGGUGAUCGUACCAGGAGGAGUCAUCCAGUUCGUGGCGGGAACCAUCAGCUUCUCCCGCGGGAAGACGUUCGAGAGCACGGCGUUCAUGGUGUACAGCAUGAUGUGGCUGUUGUGGGGGUCUGUCAGGUACUCUGGUGUCUAUAGAGGCAGUGAAGGGCUCGGUGUGGCGGCAGGAGCCGCAUCUUUCCUUCUCUUUAACCUGUUUGUCAUCUUCUUGUCUGUGGUGAUCAACAAGGCGUGGUUGGUCCUGUCCGUGGUGUUUGAGGUGGUUUGUGUGCUGUUCCUGUUAGACGCGCUAGGUGUCCAGACUAGUCAAUAUUUUGAGCUCGGGGUGAUGUGUGUGUUUGGCGCGGUGUGCGUGUACUGUUUCUGUGUGCACCUACUGAACGGCAUGUGUGGGGAGGAGGUGAUGUCCCUGGGGAGCCCGCUCCUGAGCCUGGGGAGGGGGCACCGCGGCAGGGGUGGGGAACAGGGGUGUGUCAUGGCAGACGCCAGGAAGGCGAAUGGUGUCAAACAAAUCGCAGAACUGAUGAAAGCCGGCGGGAUCUGUGGCAUGCCUACAGACACCGUGUACGUGCUGGUGGCGGCCUGUAACCGUCCUGCCGCUGUGGAGAGGGCCUACCGCACCAAGAAACAAGCGGAGGAGAGACCCAUGUCCAUAUGGAUCUCACAGUUGAGUCAGCUGGAGCCAGCCAGGGAGGAGUUCGGGCCGCUCCUGUGGGACUUCAUGAAGGAGGUGUGGCCGUCCUCCAUCAGCCUCGUUAUCAAGAGAGGACCGUGGCUGGACAGGUUUGGCCUGGGAGACUCCGCCCACUACAUCGGCACCCCUGAGAGCAUCGCCAUCCGCAUCCCGGACUGCACGGUCGCCACCCACCUGAUCGACCUGGUGGGACCCAUCGCCGUGACCUCCGCUAACCCGUCCGGGGAGGCAGACACCACGCACCACUCACAGGUGCUGGCCAAGCUAGGAGACAACGUGGACGGAGUACUGUGUGAUGGCCCAUCGCCCGAGAACGUCGCCUCCACCGUCGUGAACUGUGCGAAGAUUGACGAGGGUGAGCUCGGCUUCUUUCGGGUUGGCAUCGUGCCCAGGGCGCAGGUUAUCGGCAUCUUCGACUCCGUCCGUCGGCGUCACGGCAGAAGCAGUUCGGCGGGCAGACGUAACGACAGCGCCCCGCGCCGUCACUACGGAUCCACCAACGCGGCGCGAACCGGCCACGUCGUCCGGGGCGUUGCGUCAGGCCUGGCGGGAAUCCUACAAGUACAUGCCCAGGAGGACGACACGGACAUCGGCGCUUCACCACAGGUCGCGGUCGUCAGUGGUGCUGAUGACACGGCUAACUCUCUAGCUUUCUCCACAACCAAUCUACUGGACUUAAAAUCUUAAAAUCGGCAGGUCUGAGCAAAAAGGAGCUUAGUUAGAACGAACACUGUACAGCGCGUCAAAACUACAACGGAAUAUCUUUCAAAAUCUCAUGGCUGUAAAGUGUAAAUACUUACUUUUAUUCGUACCCUAUCAUAAACAAUAUUGUAUAAACCCAAUUAUAGAUUCAACUUUACUUUAUUUCUAAUAAGACUUUUUCAGUUUGGUCCUACAACGCAUUAUUUUUUCUGUAAUAAAAUCAGCAUAUACAACUUAAUGACGGAUUACCUUAAGGCUUUACUUCAAAGUAAAAACAUGAUCCCACAAUAAAUCUGCAGUCCUACUUAACGAGUAGAUUUAGAAGUAGACUUGCAUUGGUUGUUGGGGCGUUGUUUGAGGUAUACGGCAAGCAUUUACAAUCGGGAACGGUACGGCUGUAUGUAGUUGAUAUUGAUAUUAGUUCUGAUUUCCUUAGCCGUAUGUUGGUCCUUUGAAUUGCACCAUAUGUACUUACUUGUUGCAAAGUACAUGGCGUUGUGCCCUGAAUGCCGAUCGUGCUACUACUAUGUCAAUGAAUCAUUGAAUAAACUCAUGAAAAUGAGGAUUGAA